Messenger RNA from Notechis scutatus (mainland tiger snake), 8089 nucleotides. It is a transcript of the gene SLIT3, whose product is annotated as slit guidance ligand 3. Lineage: Eukaryota; Metazoa; Chordata; Lepidosauria; Squamata; Elapidae. The record is from RefSeq and is a predicted model, not a curated record. Gene Ontology annotation, molecular function: heparin binding; Roundabout binding; calcium ion binding. Gene Ontology annotation, biological process: axon guidance; negative chemotaxis.
GUUGCGAGCGCCCCCGGGUCUCCUCAAGCUCUGCAGGCUCCGUUCUUGGGAUUUGGAUCCAGCUGCGGCCGCCGUUGGUUGGGCUGUGCGCGGCGGGCUUGGGCGGUCUGGGGCUGCUGAGCUCCCCCGCCUUUCCCAACCGGACGAUUACCUGGACUUGGCAAAGGAAGAUCAGAGCAGAGCUGAGCCGUGCAGGUUGCGCCUUCGGUUGCGAAGAGGGGGACCGGGACGUCCUUCGGAGCUUGUCCUGAGGGGGUAGGAGGAGCAAAGCGGAGCCCAGUCCUGGAGUUUGAAAGAUAUGCCUUCCGUAGCAUCAUCCCGUUUCCCCCGGCGGUGUUGAGCUUGGCUGUUGGGGCUCCCGCGUCGGUUUCGGGAUCGGAUUCAAGUUUUCUCUUUUUCUUCUGAAUUCGCUUCUGCCCCCCUCCCUCCCCUUUCUAUCCGAAGAGGCGGCGAUCAUGCUGGGCGCAGGGAACGAGAGUUCGGGGCGCCUCUGUUUGUUUUGGGCUCUGUGGAGCGUGGCGCUUUGGCUGCCUGGCACGGAAGCGUGUCCCAGUAAAUGUACCUGCUCGGGAUCCGGCGUGGAUUGUCACGGAUUGGGACUUAAGACGGUGCCCCGAGGCAUUCCCAGGAACGCGGAGAGAGUUGACUUAGACAGAAACAAUAUUACAAGGAUUACAAAGGUGGACUUUGCUGGACUUAAGAAUCUUCGUGUUCUGCAUUUGGAAGAGAAUCUAAUUAGCAUGAUAGAACGUGGAGCAUUUCAAGAUCUAAAGCAACUAGAACGACUACGCCUGAACAGAAAUAAACUGCAAGUUCUUCCAGAAUUGCUUUUUCAGAACACGCUGAAGCUAACCAGACUGGACUUGAGUGAAAACCAGAUUCAAGGCAUCCCUAGGAAGGCUUUUCGAGGAAUUACUGAUGUAAAGAAUUUGCAACUGGACAACAAUCAGAUCAGCUGCAUUGAAGAUGGAGCUUUCCGAGCCCUCCGUGACUUGGAGAUUCUUACCCUCAAUAACAACAACAUCUCACGCAUCCCUCUCACCAGCUUCAACCAUAUGCCAAAGAUCAGAACCUUGCGGCUUCAUUCCAAUUAUUUAUACUGUGAUUGUCACCUGGCAUGGCUUUCGGAUUGGCUGCGCCAAAGGCGAUCAGUUGGACAAUUCACCUUCUGCAUGGCACCUGUUCACCUGAGAGGGUUCAAUGUAGCUGAUGUUCAGAAAAAAGAAUAUGUCUGUACAGGUUCACAUGCUGAACCACCAUCCUGCAAUGCCAAUUCUGUCAAUUGCCCAUCUGCUUGCACUUGCAGUAACAAUAUUGUGGACUGUCGGGGAAAGGGCUUAACUGAACUUCCAGGCAACCUACCAGAGAAUAUUGUGGAAAUCCGUUUAGAGCAGAAUUCCAUAAAAGCCAUUCCUCCCGGAGCCUUCUCUCAAUACAAGAAACUUAAAAGAAUUGAUAUCAGCAAGAAUCAGAUAUCAGAUAUUGCACCAGAUGCUUUUCAUGGAUUGAAAUUACUCACCUCUUUAGUGCUUUAUGGAAAUAAGAUCACAGAGAUUCCCAAGGGCCUUUUUGAUGGGCUUGUAUCUUUGCAGUUAUUGCUUCUCAAUGCAAAUAAGAUCAACUGCCUGAGAGUAAACACAUUUCAAGAUCUGCAUAAUCUUAAUUUGUUGUCUCUCUAUGAUAAUAAACUACAGACUAUCAGCAAAGGACUUUUUGCUCCUCUUCAAUCAAUUCAAACAUUGCAUUUAGCUCAAAAUCCAUUUGUGUGCGACUGCCAUUUGAAGUGGCUGGCUGAUUACCUGCAGGAUAAUCCAAUAGAAACCAGCGGAGCUCGGUGCAGCAGUCCGCGUCGUCUUGCCAACAAACGAAUCAGCCAGAUCAAGAGCAAGAAGUUCCGUUGCUCAGGUUCAGAGGACUACAGGAGUAGAUUCAGUGGGGAGUGUUUUAUGGACCUCAUCUGUCCUGAGAAAUGCCGCUGUGAGGGAACAUUUGUGGACUGUUCCAACCAAAAGCUUACUAGGCUUCCAAGCCACCUUCCAGAAUAUACCACAGAUCUUCGUCUACACGAUAAUGAUAUUUCAAUUCUGGAAGCUACGGGAAUAUUCAAGAAGCUCUCUAGUCUUCGAAAAAUAAAUUUAAGUAAUAACAAGAUCAAAGAGAUCCGAGAAGGCACUUUUGAUGGGGCAGCGGGAGUGCAGGAACUGAUGUUGACAGGGAAUCAGCUGGAAUCUGUGCAUGGACAAAUGUUUAGAGGUCUCACGGGACUCAAGACGCUGAUGCUCAGGAGCAACACGAUCAGUUGUGUAAACAAUGACACAUUUACAGGACUGAGCUCAGUAAGAUUACUCUCUUUGUAUGACAAUCGCAUUACCACAAUAACUCCAGGAGCCUUCAAUACCCUUGUUUCUUUAUCUACCAUUAAUUUGCUAUCUAAUCCAUUUAAUUGCAACUGCCACUUAGCAUGGUUGGGGAAAUGGUUAAGGAAGAGAAGGAUUGUCAGUGGAAAUCCACGUUGCCAGAAACCCUUCUUCUUAAAGGAGAUUCCAAUUCAAGAUGUUGCUACACAGGAUUUCACAUGUGAUGGCAACACUGAAAACAGCUGUCAUUUCUCUCCCCGUUGUCCAGACAAAUGCACCUGUGUGGACUCAGUAGUUCGCUGCAGUAAUAAAGGGUUGCGGUUCCUCCCAAAAGGGGUCCCCAAAGAUGUGACUGAAUUAUACCUGGAAGGGAACCAUUUAUCUGCUGUGCCAAAAGAACUUUCUAUGUUCCGACACUUGACAUUAAUUGACUUGAGCAACAAUAGUAUCAGCAUGUUGGCCAAUUAUACCUUCAGUAAUAUGACACAGCUAUCAACUCUGAUCCUAAGCUACAACAGGUUACGGUGUAUUCCAGUUCAUGCAUUUAAUGGCCUUAAAUCUCUCCGAGUGUUAACGCUUCAUGGCAAUGAUAUAUCCAGUGUCCCUGAAGGGUCUUUUAAUGAUCUGGUGUCACUUUCUCACCUAGCACUUGGUACAAAUCCUUUACAUUGCGACUGCAGCCUGCGCUGGCUUUCAGAGUGGGUAAAGGCAGGCUACAAAGAGCCUGGCAUUGCACGAUGUAGUAGUCCAGAUGACAUGACCGACAGGCUUUUACUAACAACACCAACUCAGCAUUUCCAAUGCAAAGGUGUUGUUGACAUCAGCAUUGUGUCCAAAUGUAACCCUUGCCUAUCUACUCCCUGUAAAAAUAAUGGGACUUGCAACAAUGAUCCCGUGGAUUUUUACCGAUGUACUUGCCCAUUUGGCUACAAGGGUCGAGAUUGCAGCACACCUAUUCAUGCUUGCAUUCAGAAUCCAUGCCAGAAUGGGGGAACUUGCCAUCCUACUGACACAAAUCAAGACGGAUUCAGCUGUUCCUGCCCUACUGGAUUUGAAGGGAAGAAAUGUGAACUGAAUCCAGAUGACUGUGAAGAUAAUGAUUGUGAGAACAACUCAACUUGUAUGGAUGGAAUAAACAAUUACGCUUGCCUUUGCCUACCCAACUAUACAGGAGAACUCUGUGAUGAAGUAAUCAACCAUUGCGUGCCUGAACUAAACCCUUGCAAACAUGAAGCCAAAUGUAUUUCUCUUGAUAGAGAGUACAAGUGUGAAUGCUUACCUGGCUACAGUGGGAAGCACUGUGAAACAGAUGAUGAUGACUGCAGGGGACACAAAUGCCGCCAUGGUGCCAUGUGUGUAGAUGCUGUAAAUGGAUACACCUGCAUUUGUCCUCAAGGAUUUAGUGGACUCUUCUGUGAAAAUCCACCACCCAUGGUUCUCCUCCAAACCAGUCCUUGUGAUUAUUAUGAAUGCCAAAAUGGAGCGCAAUGUAUUGUUGUGCAGCAGGAACCAGUCUGUCGUUGCCUGGCAGGUUUUGCUGGCCAGAAGUGUGAGAAACUCAUUACUGUCAAUUUUGUUGGGAAGGAUUCCUACGUUGAGCUUCCACCAGCCAAAAUCCGUCCUCAAGCAAACAUCUCGCUUCAAGUAGCAACUGAUAAGGACAAUGGCAUCUUAUUAUACAAAGGGGACAAUGAUCCCCUGGCUUUAGAAUUGUAUCAAGGGCAUGUAAGACUUAUCUAUGACACAGUGAAUGCUCCACCUACAACUAUAUACAGCGUGGAGACAGUAAAUGACGGACAGUUUCAUAGUGUGGAGCUGGUGAUGUUGAACCAGACCUUGAAUUUGGUAGUAGAUAAAGGCACUCCCAAAAGCAUUGGCAAACUGCAGAAGCAACCCGUGGUUGGUCAUGAUACUCCACUGUACAUUGGAGGAAUUCCCACAUCUAGAGGGCUGUCUUCAUUGAGGCAGGGGACAGAGAGGACACCAAGUGGCUUUCAUGGGUGUAUUCAUGAUGUCCGAAUUAAUAAUGAGCUGCAGGAUUUCAAAGAACUACCACAUCAGUCUGUAGGAGUCCUUCCUGGUUGCAAAUCCUGUAACAUCUGUAAGCAUGGAAUUUGCCGCUCUCUUGAAAAGUCAAGUGUGGUCUGUGAGUGCCAUCCAGGCUGGACAGGUUCACUGUGUGAUCAAGAACUUAACGAUCCCUGCCUUGGCAACAAAUGCCUUCAUGGAAAGUGCUUUGCCACCAACUCUGCUUAUACAUGCAAGUGUAUAGAAGAUUACACAGGUAUGCACUGUGAUCGAAAAAAUGAUUCCUCCAACUCCUGCAGAUUUCUAAAAUGUAACCACGGACAGUGUAAGAUCUCUGCACAAGGGGAACCCUACUGCGAAUGUGAUCCAAGCUACAGUGGAGAGCGUUGUGAUAGAGAAAAUGUCUGUCAAGGAGAGAUUAUUCGUGAAUUCAUUCGGAAGCAACAAGAUUCCAUCUCUUGUGUCUCCAUGGUGAAGGUACCUCGUGUGGAAUGUCACGGCACUUGUGGGAACAAUCAGUGUUGUGUUGUUCUCCGCAGCAAAAGGCGGAAAUACGGCUUCCAGUGUGUGGAUGGCUCUUCCUUUACAGAAGAGCUAGAGAGACAUGUGGAGUGUGGCUGUGCAAAGUGUUUAUAAGCUUAUGAUCAGCCUCUUUGCCCUUUGUAUCAAAUCUGCUUCAAACACAGGACCUAUUUACUUUUAAGUGAAGAAGAGAAUAUUAAGUAUAUUGUAAAAUAAGCAAAAAAAAGUUAUUUUUAUUAUGAAAAGGGACUAUUUUCAUCUUUUAUUAUAUAAAAUCUGACCAUUCUGGGUAUAUGUAUCAUAUAUGAGUUAUUUUUACUAUGGAUUUUUUUUACAGUUGGUAAAAAAAAUGGAAAAAAAAUUCCAAACCUAAACACAGGGAUUAAAAAAAAAAAAAGAAUAUAGUUGAUAAGCUUUGCACAAUGGCCAGAUGUGAAAGGAAUUCAAACUGUUUGCCACAGAAUUAAAGAAACAGGUGUUGAAAUGGUCUGUAUAUAUAUACAUAGUAGGAGCAAUACAUUCUAUGAUCAUUUGUGCCCAGGAUUGCUCAGUUAAUAGCCUUCUCUCAUGACAAUGAAAGCUGUAUUUGUCACUGUUGUGAUUUGCUUGAUACCAUUGCCAAGCACACAUGCACACACAGACACACACAGAGAGACACACACAACACACACACACUGUGAUAACUGUUGUAGCUUGGGCCUUAUGCACAGAGGUUUUUAUGCACACAUUAAUGCAAUGGUAAUAGCAAUGUAUUUUGUAUUCUGUAUAUGAUUGAUUGGCACUCAAUUACAUUUAUCCUAUGUUGGGGAUCUAACACAAUCACUCAUACAUGGUAAAAUUGGGGAAUAUAUUCUUUAUAGAUUUGUUUAGACCAGAGUUGUCAAAGUCACAGCAUCACAGCUGUGUCAUGUGGUGUAUCAGGACUUUCCCCCCCUUCACUAAACCAGGCAUAGGCGUGGCUAGCACAUGAUGUAUCCGGCCCAUGGGCCAGGAGUUUGACAGCCCUGGUUUAGAAUAACAAAAUGAAAGGACAUUUUAUGAAACUCAUAAUGAACAACAGAGGGAAUUAUCCAAUUACUUGGCACAUACUUCCUUGUCCUUCAACCUGUGAACUAGACCCUCUAUAUCUCAACACCCAGAGCAUCUUGUAUGCAUCCUCAAGCAAAGAAAGGAUGAGAAGAUAAUUUCCUGUGGUGAUGAGCUUUUUAUUUGCCAUUGCAGAGGAUUCAGUUUUUUGGCUUCUAGUUGCAAAGCAGAAUGGCAAAGAAUGCACCGAAACACUGCCUUACCUGAUCAUGACAAUCCAUUUAAAAAGUAUUUACACAGAUGUAUUUUACUUAAUCCAAGAAUGUGAUAUUCAGGUAUUGUUACCCGCUGUUUGCAACUGACUCCUUCAUAUAUUGAGAUGGCUGCAAAUUUGCAAAUUGUAAAGGAAUUUCCCCCCUUCCAGAUGUAAACAUAUGGCAAUUGCCUGAAACAACUUCUGACUGUCAGCAUGUAGAAGUCUUUCCAUCAACCUUGUCUCCAGCCGCUGCUAGAUUGCUAGUUACGACAUGGGGAGUUAUUGAUACUAAUAUAGUGCAUGUUGCACUUACCACACGAGAGAACCAUGAUACAAAAGCUGUUUCAUUUAGUUCCCAACACUUAUCAUCAAGUCUUUACAAAAGAGCAUUUGGAAAGGAGAAUGUUAACAGAAGGAGACAUCUAAGAAAGUUGUACUUCAGCACUGUAAAUGCCUUUUGCACAACUGCAUUUAGCUUCUUUUCCUGGAUCUCUUUUCUUUUAGUUGGUAUUGCAACAGUAAUAGGAGAGCCUAACCCUCAAUGGAGCCAUGGAGAAGGGUGAGAUAAUUUUCAGAAGGGCUGUAAAAGGGAAGAAUAGGAGGGAUAGCUCUUCAUGUUCCAAUGAGAUCUUGAAAUCCUAGCAGAAAUCUUAAAUUUGGAAUAAGUAGACUGUAGCCAUAUUUAUCUGGAGCAAUGGUUUAGUACAUUUGCUUUUGAAAUAGCAAAAUAUUGGGAUCUCUUCUACUAAGGACAAAUGUUUGUUUUCUUAUCAUGCUUCAUGCAUUCACAUUUCAGAAGUUUUAAGAAUCUAAGAAUCCUUAUUCUUUGUAGUCUUUUGAAAGCCACAAUAGUUUGCUCAGAUUUCCUCAGGAUAAUUUUAGGCAGGAGGGAAAUAACUGAUACAAUGGUUGUCUUUCAGAGUAAACGGUAAUACAUGGAGCCUGCAAUCAGUGUAAAAUAAAACAAUCACUAGUUACUUUGCCAAAAAGUGAUUGAAAUAAUAGAGUUCAACAGCUGGCAGGGGAGUGAAAAGCUGCAACGGAGAGUGUAGGGUUUGUUAUUUUGAGCAGAAUAUGGAAGCAGCUGGAAUUUAUAACACAGAAAUGCACCCUAAUCUAUGGAGACCAAAAGUUUGCAAAAAGAAAUGCAUCAACAUUCUUUACUUUGAAUAAGACUUUGGCACAAGGCAUCCUUUCCUUAAUGAUUUAUUCUUAUGCAUGGCAUAUCUUACCUGAAAAGCUACUGCCUCUGUUGCAGAGUAUAAUUUAGCCAGAAUAGGCAGAUCUUAGUUGAAAGGCUACUAAAGAAUGUAUACUCCUAAAUAGGAAAUGAAAAAUAUAAUAUUAAGAUAGUAUCAAAAAAGGUACAAUCUGUACAAUCCAUUGUCUUCUGUUAGCAAAGUAAUAUAUUUGAUAGGACCAAAAAUAAUAACAAUAAAAGCCAUCAACAUUUUGUGAAAUAAUUCCAAAAAUGUAUACACAAUUUCCAAAUUGAACAAGAAUCAACCACAGUGGAAUAAUAUUGGCUGUUUUCCCUCAAUAUGUAUUUGGAUUAGAAGAUUUAGAAGAAGUAAUAGACACUUUAUUUGCUUGCUGGCAUUAGAUAGUUUACGCUGUGUUGUGUUUCAAUUGAUUAUAUGGAAUUGAUUUCUUUGUCUGUGUUUUUAAGUGCCAAAAGAUCUAUGAAGUUAGUUUUAAAAGUGUUAAUUAGAUCUCUCUAAACUGUCAAAAUGACAGCAGUACGUCUCAGCUAUUGUAUGGGGAAUGCAGUACCCUACUUUUUAAAAGUAAUAUAAAGAAAGAACCCUAUAAAAAUUGUACAUUGGCAACGUGGAUUAGUAUGAAUUUUGUGUAUUUUACUGGAUUGUCCUCUUGUGAUGUAAUAAAUUUAAGUACAUUG